Vanrija pseudolonga is the source of this 1484-nucleotide messenger RNA. RefSeq names its product Zuotin (gene zuo1). The transcript has 2 exons. Bases 40 to 1401 code for a protein of 453 amino acids. The record is from RefSeq and is a predicted model, not a curated record. Gene Ontology annotation, cellular component: cytosol. Gene Ontology annotation, molecular function: Hsp70 protein binding; ribosome binding. Lineage: Eukaryota; Fungi; Basidiomycota; Tremellomycetes; Trichosporonales; Trichosporonaceae. Gene Ontology annotation, biological process: regulation of translational fidelity; 'de novo' cotranslational protein folding.
CUCUUGCAUCUCUCUUAGACCUCCUAGACAUAGACAAAAAUGGCGUCCAUCGUCACCCUCCCGCUCACCCUCUCGGCCGCCCCCGCCGGCUACAAGAAGGCCGCCGCCACCGGCAAGCCCUCGGCCCCCAUCGCCCGCCAGGUGUACCCCGCCGGCCCCUCGUACAUCUCGUACGCCCGCCGCGAGCUCCUCCAGAUCUCGUUCGCCGAGGACGACGAGGCCACCUCGUCGGCCCGCGCCGCCCAGGCCGCCGCUGCCGCUGCUUCGGCCAACGGCCAGGAGUACCCCGGCCUCGGUGAGGAGGAGGAGCACAAGGACCUCCUCGCCUCCGACCCCAAGGAGUGGAAGAAGCAGGACCACUACGGCAUCCUCGGCCUCGGCCACCUCCGUUACAAGGCCACCGACGACCACAUCCGUGUUGCCCACCGCCGCAAGGUCCUCCGUCACCACCCGGACAAGAAGGCCGACCACGACGACGGCUUCUUCAAGUGCAUCCAAAAGGCCCACGAGACCCUUACCGACAACGACCGCCGUCGCCAGUUCGACUCGGUCGACUGGAACAUUGAGGACGAGGUCCCCAACCCCGCCAAGGUCCCCGCCGACCAGUACACCCAGGUCUGGGGUCCCAUCUUUGCCCGCGAGGGUCGUUUCUCCAACAUCCAGCCCGUUGCCGAGUUUGGCGGUCCCGACGCUCCCAAGAAGGAGGUCGAGGGCUUCUACGACUUCUGGUACAACUUUGACUCGUGGCGUUCGUUCGAGUGGCACGACAAGGAGGCCAACGAGGGUGCCGACUCGCGUGACGAGAAGCGCCACACUGAGAAGAAGAACAAGUCGGAGCGCCAGCGCCUGAAGAAGGAGGACAACACGCGUCUCCGUACCCUUGUCGACAACGUCCUCGCCAACGACCCCCGUAUCAAGCGCAUCAAGGACGAGGAGAAGGCCGCCCGUCUCGCCAAGAAGAAGGGCGGUGCCACCCCCGCCCCCAAGAAGCUCACCCCCGCCGAGAUCAAGAAGGCCGCCGAGCAGAAGCGCAAGGAGGAGGAGGAGGCCAAGAAGGCCGAGGCUGCCGCCAACCAGGCCUCCAAGGCCGACCGCGAGGCUGCCAAGAAGGCCAAGGAGGCCGCCCGCAAGAACCUCAAGAAGUGGAAGAAGUCGAUCGCCACCGUCAUCUCGGGCUCCAACUACUUCCAGGCUGCCGGCACCGCCCCCUCGGCCGCUGUUAUUGAGAAGCAGCUCGCCGAGCUCGACGCCAUUGUCGACCUCGCCGAGCCCGAGGACAUCAAGACCCUCAAGGAGAAGAUUGAGGCUGCCGGCAACGGCGAGCCCGCCAAGAAGGUCCUCCAGGCCCAGGUCGCUGCCCUCGGCGACAAGGGUGCCGGCAAGUUCACCGAGUUUGCCUAAACGCAUCAUUUCUUCAUCCCCCGUAAUCUUGUAGGAUUGUGGCGAUAGAUGUAUGCCAGCAUGGGCACGUCUUGGGUUGUACA